CCGGCUCCCCACAAACCUCCAAACAAUGGCGCUAUCCUCCUGGAUUUCUCGAUUGCGUUCUUCUUCAAGGCCGUUUUACACCAAAUUCCGGAACUAUCGUUCUCACGAGCACCAUGCCACUGUACCAACGGCGGAACGCCUCCGGGGACCGUCCUUUUCGCAUUGGGAAAGCUCUUUGCUUCCGCUUGCUUUCACUGUCUCUGCCGCGUCUCUUGCUUUGCACUCUUACUUCAAUAACGCUCCUUCAUGCUGCGAAGCCCCAAAUCUCGCUCAAUCUGAUAAGAGGAUUGGGGGCACAGACAGCACGAAUUACGUGGUGAAAGGAUCACACCGAGAAGUUCCGCAAGAGCUUAUUGAAGAACUCAGUAUCAUCUGCAAGGAGAAUAUGACAAUGGACUACGAUGAAAGAUACUAUCAUGGGAAGCCACAGAACAGCUUUCACAAGGCUCAGAACAUCCCUGAUGUGAUUGUUUUCCCAAGGACUGAGGAGGAGGUGUCUAAGAUAGUAGUAUCCUGCAACAAACAUAAGGUUCCUAUUGUGCCAUAUGGUGGAGCUACCUCUAUCGAAGGCCAUACCUUGUCUCCUAGUGGUGGAGUUUGCAUUGACAUGACACAAAUGAAACGUAUCAAAUCAUUAAAUUUAAAGGACAUGGAUGUGGUUGUUGAGCCUGGAAUUGGGUGGAUGGAUCUUAAUGAAUACCUCGAACCAUAUGGUUUAUUCUUUCCUCUAGAUCCUGGUCCUGGAGCAACCAUUGGUGGGAUGUGUGCCACACGCUGCUCCGGCUCAUUGGCUGUAAGGUAUGGAACUAUGCGCGAAAAUGUCAUUAACCUUAAGGCGGUUCUAGCCAAUGGAGACAUUGUGAAGACUGGAUCUCGUGCCAGGAAAAGUGCUGCUGGGUAUGACCUGACACGUCUCAUGAUUGGAAGUGAAGGAACAUUGGGUGUGAUAACAGAAGUCACAUUACGUCUCCAAAAAAUCCCUCAGUUCUCAGUGGUAGCCAUGUGCAACUUUCCUACAAUUAAAGAUGCCGCAGAUGUUGCUAUUGCCACUAUGAUGUCUGGUAUACAGGUAUCAAGGGUUGAGCUUCUUGAUGAGGUUCAAGUCAGGGCAAUCAACCUUGCUAAUGGGAAAAGCCUACCUGAAGCCCCAACUUUGAUGUUCGAGUUUAUUGGCACAGAAGCAUAUUCUCGUGAACAAACACUUAUGGUUCAGAAGAUUGCUUCUGAGCACCAUGGCUCAGAUUUUGUGUUUGCAGAGGAACCUGAAGCAAAAAAGGAACUUUGGAAGAUACGGAAGGAGGCACUCUGGGCAUGCUUUGCCAUGGAACCUAAUUCCGAAGCAUUAAUCACGGAUGUAUGCGUCCCACUAUCUCGCCUUGCUGAAAUAAUAUCAACAUCCAAGAAGCAGCUAGAUGCUUCACCUUUAGUCUGCACCGUUCUUGCUCAUGCUGGUGAUGGCAACUUCCAUUGCGUGGUUUUGUUUGAUCCGAACAAAGAGGAGCAACGAAAGGAAGCUGAGAGAUUAAACCGUUUCAUGGUGCAUGCUGCUCUGGAUAUGGACGGAACUUGCACCGGGGAACAUGGUGUGGGCACGGGAAAAAUGAAGUAUCUGGAGAAAGAACUGGGGAUGGAGGCUCUCCAGACGAUGAAAAGGAUUAAGGCUGCUUUAGAUCCCAACAACAUCAUGAAUCCAGGAAAGCUUAUCCCUCCCCAUGUAUGCAUGUAAUUUUGUGCUGCCGUUGAGUGGAAAGCAUUAUGACGGGGAGGGAUUCGGAUCCCUAAUACUGAGGUUCGUAGCCCGGUUCUCUAAUUCCUGAGUCUGCAGGCGAGGAUUAUUACCAGACAUAGUUGCAUGUAUCAGUGAUUCAGUAUAUUGUGUUUGGGAUAAUUGUAUUAUUAAUCCUGCGCUUGUACCAUUGUAAAAGAAGAUGCAAUUUUUGUAGUUUUCACUUUUCACCAUCUUCAAAUAAAUAAGCCUUUUAUUUUA
This is a messenger RNA of Salvia hispanica, 1987 nucleotides long. Its product is annotated as FAD-linked oxidases family protein. Gene Ontology annotation, biological process: lactate catabolic process. Gene Ontology annotation, cellular component: mitochondrion. The record is from RefSeq and is a predicted model, not a curated record. Gene Ontology annotation, molecular function: FAD binding; D-lactate dehydrogenase (cytochrome) activity; D-lactate dehydrogenase (NAD+) activity. NCBI's taxonomy places the organism in Eukaryota, Viridiplantae, Streptophyta, Magnoliopsida, Lamiales, Lamiaceae.